Molecule: messenger RNA, 4806 nt
Organism: Sapajus apella (tufted capuchin)
Lineage: Eukaryota; Metazoa; Chordata; Mammalia; Primates; Cebidae
Gene: CUNH12orf56
Product: chromosome unknown C12orf56 homolog
Exons: 13
Coding region: 517-2388 (623 amino acids)
Source: RefSeq, a predicted model, not a curated record
AGCCUCUGUCUUAAAAAAUCCCUUUCUCGCUGGUUGGAAAAAGAAGACUUACGUUUACACUCCGACAAAAUCAGAAAGCUGUGCCAGGCCAUGUUAUAAUCAAAAGUUAAAUCUGGGUGAUUGGUCUUAAUAGGUUCCUAGAGUAGUUAAAAAUAAAUCGGUAAGUUCAACUCUUUGAAGUUUCUAACAGGAAACCAGAUUGAAACUGUUCCAUUACCAAUAACGUUUGUAUGGGAUGGUGUGAUCCGCAAUAGCGUAGGCAGUGAUGGGGGCUGGUAUAAAGGUCGGGGGAGAGAGACCCUAAAAAUCCACCGCCCUUCAGCCGCAGGGGACUUCAUGGUGAAUAGCCCAAGGUGCCCAUCAACUAGGGCCUGAAGGACCAGCCUCUUGCCCCGCCCAUCGCUGUCUGAGGUUAGGACAAAGAUCGGGAGGCGAGACAGCGCAGGGGAGGGCGCUCCAGGGAAGCCGACCAGGGGUUGGUUUCUUCAGUUGCGGGCCGCUCCUGGCGCCCGGGAGAUGAGACGACGCGAGGCUGGCGGCUUUGUGGCGCGCGGGUUCCAGCGCGGGGGAGGGGAGAGCGGGGGAGCAGACGUCCCCGCUCCGCUACACGCCGCCAGGCUGCGGGCGCCGCGCAUGGCCAGCCUCUUGCAGUCAGGCUUCCCGGCGCGCCUGGAUGUGUUCCUGCGGCGGCAUUUGCCGCCGGAGGUCUACGACGCCGUCCGCGCCUACGAGCGGUGCAUAGUGGUGUCCAACUCGGAGAACCACACCCUCAAGUACGUGGUGCUCAGUGACCGGUUCAUCUACCUGACCGAGAAGCCGCCCAAAUCCAUCCGGCGGGUCGUGGCUCUGCGGGACGUCGUGGCUAUUGACCUGGUGAGCGGCGCGGGUGGGCAGGCGGUUUACCUUGUAAACCAGCAACAGACUGGAAGCACGGUCUCCUCUCCAAUUGCUGCUUUCCCCGCCUGGCUUCCUUUGUCUGAGCUGCUCUCCAGGUGUGUUCUUGGUUUUUCCGCUGUCAAGGAAGAAAAGAAUGGCCCUGCCUUUUGGAGAAGCAAAGAGCCCAGAAGUGUGAAUGAAUCUCCUCCCAGGGAUCACCAGGAGAGCAGUACACCAUCCAAGGACUCGACUCUCUAUCCUCGUUCAGACCUCAAAAAGCUGUCCCUUCAUGGCCAAGGUGCCUUUCGACCCCUACCUUCCCCCUCCAGGAGGAGCUCUCAGUCUGCAGCAGCUACUGGCAAGGCUGUCAGCGAGCCAUCGAGCACAACAAACACAAAGGAACCCCAGGGACUUCCAGAUCACAACGACUCCAUAAGUGAAAUUCCUUUCAAGUGCAAUGGGAACGGAAAUGAGUUUUACUUAGGAAAUUCCCUCCUAGAUUCCCCUUCACAGAGCAACUCAAACCUAGAAAAAAAGGAGUCGGAACUUCAUUUGUAUGUUAUUUCCAUAACCUCAUCAGUAUUUCUGCACUUAAAAAGUUCAUGGAACAAUUAUAUUAUAAAAGCUACCCUUUUACAAGAUCCCCUCUACGUUAGUGAGUUCAGUCCUGCUAUUAGAAGUCAAAAGCCAUAUAGUGUUAGCAAUUUUGAUGUUAUGCAGGUCAUGGGCAAAUUUUGUGACAUUUCUGAUAGUGAGACCAGUGACCUUUUCUAUUUCCUAGUAAACAAACUUCAUGAGUACCUGCCUGAGUCUAGGGAUAAGAAUGGACUUCAAAAUCAAAGCCAAAGGGUUGACGAGCUGGUGGCAUGCAUUGAAAUUAUACAGACCCUAGGACUGAUGUUCAGAGAAACAGAAACUGAGUUAUCACGCCUGAACACAUUGGCAGCUAAGAAGGGAACACUGUUGAAUCUCUUGGUAAUUUUAAUUAGCGAGCCUCAGAUUCCAAAAUCUUGUCCCGUGUUUAAUAUCCAGUUGGUGGCUGAUUCAGCUUUAGUCGAAAUGUCUUUUGAUGCUGAGUUACAGAAGCUUAUUCUGGAGUAUACAGAUACGGCUACAGCCCUUUUAUAUGAGAUACUUCUUGUCUUUCAACAGGGAAGUCUUGGAUUGGGAUCCACAAAGUUUGCUAUUAGCUGGAUGAUGUCCUUUCUACAAAGUUGUCCUCCCAUUAUUACUUUUGUGGCCAGUAUUGUGAAACAAGUGGUGAGGGGGCUUUCAGCUUCAUUUCAGCUGCUAAGUCCCUGCCAAGCUGUUCUGUUGUACCAGCAAUUUUACAUCCUCAAGAGCUGUCUGCGGCACAGCAGGACUCUAGCUGAGUAUAUUAGGAAUAACUACAGAGAAGAAUUCAGGUACUUUAUUCACAUGCCAGCCUUGAAGAAAAGGCUCCCGUUGUGUUACCCCAUUACUCAACCUACCACUCAACUUUUUCAUGAAGUUCUGAAAUUGGUUGAAUAGAAACAAUGUAUACAAUGUUAAUUAGAGUAUAAGAUGUUAAUCAAGAGUCAAUUUAAUAUUCAUGAGGAACUUUUUUUGAUUUGUUUAAUAUCUGGCUAUCUCUGAGUCCUAUAAACAAAGAUUUUAAUGGAAUGUGCCAUCAAUACCGUUCUAAGAGAAGUUUAAAAUUUUUAAAAAUAAAUUUGCUUUAUUAUAAGUGUGCAAAGAUCUCUAUGCCAUUGGGCAAAGGACCCAUUUCUUUAUUAGAGUAGUUCUUCAAACUCACUCUUGCUGCAAAAUAAAUCACUAUCCAUCAAGACACAGGAAAAAGGAAUGCAGGUAUUUAGGAAUGCUGUGCUUGCUUCUCUUCAACCUUAGCUGCAAAAGCAAGAAAGUUCUCAAAAUGCUCCUGACAAUAGUUCUGUUGUCUUAAGCAACAGAAUGCUGGGGAGUGUGGGGGCCUGAGGCACGGGCAUUCAAGUUCUUCUCAAGCAUGUUUUAUUUUCUCAGUUCAGGCACAGUGUUCUCAGUGAAACCAUACUAGGCAGGAACAGGCUCUUCACCUGAUUCUGUACAUGGAGCCAUCCAAAAACUGUGAUUUUGACUUGGUUCUUAGAGUCUACUAUGUCCACCAUCAGCAGGGCCUAGUUUGUCCACUACAUUUCUGGAAUGAUAGCUUGGUCUGGGCCUGGGGUCACUCACCCAAGAUCUUGUCAGCCAGCCACACCUCCAGGUAGAACACUAAAGGGUCUCUUAGUUCCUGCACCGGAAGCCACCAGGGCUGAUGCCAAAGUUUUAAAAUCUGCUACAAAGAAACCUACAUCCAUCCUUACGUACAUAAAGUGGUGCUAAAUGUUAGUUUUUCUCCAGAAAAAAAAGUUUCUAAGACAAAAAACUAUCAAGGGAACAGAAGCCUAUGGAGAGUGAAUACAGAAAAUAUAAUCUGGUGAGUUUCACUGGUGUAAUAAUGGUGAGUGGCAUGAAGCCACAAAACAUCCUAAGAUAAACUGUUGUGGGGAAUAUAAGUUACAAAGUGGCUAUUUGAGAAAUACUGAGCAAUAGAAUGACACCCUCCUCCUCCACCUGACAAAUUCUAGUGACCAAAGUAUUCUUGGAAGAAUGAGCACAACACAGACAUAGCUGUACAGAAUGUCAGUUCCUCCUUUAUCACAGUGAAAGAAACUUGGACUUCAACAAAAUUAAGUGCAUUGUGCCACUCUGUUUCAGGCAUCUGUGGGCUAAUUUGUGUAGUCCCAUAGAGUCUCUCUGAAAUGUAAAUUGUCCACAAGCAAUUAUGGCUUUCCCACAACCAUUUAAAAACUUGUCUUCACUGUAUUUUAUGCCAUCAACUAAUUUAAUUCCACAAACACUUAACUUUGGUAUCACUGUGACCUGUUGAAUUUGGAUGUCUAAGAACAUAGGAACUGGACUCUCCAUUCAACUUACUAUGACUUGAGGGAGGAUCAGAGAAAAAUCUACCUCCAAAGAAAGAACUCUUAAGCCAGAUUCGCCUGUGUUGGGCAGUGGAGAUAAUGUCCACUUAGGACAUUUUUUUUCCAGGUUCCGAUAGAGCCAAAUGAUCAGCUCUUUGACUUCAAGCAAGUCAGACCCUUUUCUAGGCCACAUCUAUUUUUUUCUGGGCUUCCUCUGAUAUGUGGAAGGGUGGGACUAGAUGUUCUCCAACUUCUCUUCCAGCUCCGGCAUUCUCUGCCUGUGACAAGACAUUUAACACUCUGAAAUGGGGUAGGGUGUUUCUCUGCUGUCUCGGCUCAGUGGAUGAUUUUGCACCCAGUGCAAGUAAACCUCCUUUCUUUUUACCUGGAGUUUCCCUUUCCUGUCAUCAGCCAUCACCCCAUAAAGUGUCUAAGGCUUUUCCUUCAUUUCCCAAUGAGGAGUCCAUUUUCUACCACCAUCUUGGGGGCAGAGAGAGGAGCAAAAUGGUGUUUCUGAGUGUCCUGGCCAUUAGAUGGAGGAUUAUUUUCAAGAGACAGUCAAUCAAAUGCAUAUUAAAAGAUUCUUGGAACACAGGCAAGUAUCACCUCAAACUGGACAAAGGAUGUGCUGGUGAAUGAUAGAACCCACAGGAUGACAAGAGGAUCAACUCAGCUCUGCCUCAGCUUCUAAGCAGUGCCCUGGAUCUGGGCUAGCAGCUGUGCAGGCUCUGGUGAGGGCUUGGGGUUUCUUUCCCAUGGGAUUCUGCCACUCCUCUCCCACUCCUCUCUUUGCCCCGAGAUCUUACUUUAUUUAAUCUCUGGGAGCAAAAGCUCUGUCAAAAUGUAUCUGAAUCUUUUCAUGUGCAGCUAAACUCGGUUUUUUUGGAGAGCUAAUGGUGGAAUAUUUGUCACCCUGAUUUUCUUCAGUCUACUCUGUACAACUCAUGUCUAUUCAUUUGCACAGUCUAGGACCAGAAACUAAUACUUUGAAGGAUUAUCCAACCAC